Messenger RNA from Tauraco erythrolophus (red-crested turaco), 637 nucleotides. The record is from RefSeq and is a predicted model, not a curated record. NCBI's taxonomy places the organism in Eukaryota, Metazoa, Chordata, Aves, Musophagiformes, Musophagidae.
GAUUGUGCUGAUGGAUGAUGCUAUGGAUUGCCUGAUGUCUUUUUCUGAUUUCCUCUUUGCUUUCCAGAUCCAGUUCUACUACUCAGAGUUCCUGGAAAGCGUGGCAGUCAUUUAUCAAGAUCUACUGGCUGGUAAGAAUCCAAAUACUGUGAUUGUGCCAACAUCAUCCUCUGGACAACAUCGGCAGCGCCAACCCUCAAAUGACUGCAGCCCACUCGAUGGGGUAGAGGCAUCUCUCUUCUACCAGUGCCUAGAGUCCUUGUGUGAUAGAUCAAAAUACAGCUGUCCACCUUCUGCUCUUGUGAAGGAAAUGUUGAGUAGUGCACAGAGACUGACCUUCUAUGGAUUCCUUAUGGCACUUGCAAAGGAUCAGGGGAUCAAUAGAGCCCUAGGGGCUUUGCCAGAUAAAGGUGACUUGUUUCUGGACCCUGCCAUGGAUCAGGAACUUGAGAAAUUGGUAGCUCAAGUUUCAGGGCUUUCUGUCUCUGGUCCCACCAGUUUCAGUGGGGACACAGCUAAUUUGCCUGUCCGUAACUCACCCAGGAUUAACUCUCCCUGGAAACCUCUACACCAUCGGCGAAAAAUGGAUGCUGAGAGUGAAGGCUCCAAUGAAGAGACAGACUCCUCUGGAAAUUAA